Striga hermonthica is the source of this 1668-nucleotide messenger RNA. NCBI's taxonomy places the organism in Eukaryota, Viridiplantae, Streptophyta, Magnoliopsida, Lamiales, Orobanchaceae. The record is from the annotation of a GenBank genome assembly.
AUGCAUGCCCCAGUACUUGUGCUGAAAGAUUCACUGAAGCGUGAGUCUGGAAGCAAGGUGCACCAUGCGAAUAUCCAAGCAUCCAAGGCUGUUGCUGAUAUUAUACGCACUACUUUGGGUCCACGAUCAAUGUUGAAGAUGCUGCUUGAUGCUGCUGGAGGGAUUGUAGUGACGAAUGAUGGAAAUGCUAUUCUCCGUGAAUUGGACGUUGCUCACCCAGCAGCAAAGUCAAUGAUUGAACUGAGUCGGACGCAGGAUGAGGAGGUUGGAGAUGGGACAACUUCUGUGAUUGUCCUUGCUGGUGAAAUGCUUCACGUUGCGGAAGCCUUCAUUGACAAGAACUAUCAUCCCACAGUAAUUUGUCGAGCUUAUAAUAAAGCUCUGGAGGAUGCUGUUUCAGUACUUGACAAAAUUGCAAUCACUGUUGAUGUGAAGGACCGCGCAACAAUGUUAGGACUAGUAAAGAGUUGCAUUGGUACUAAGUUCACCAGUCAAUUUGGUGAUUUAAUCGCUGACUUGGCAAUCGAUGCAACUACUACAGCAGGUGUGGAACUUGGUCAAGGAUUGCGUGAGGUAGACAUCAAGAAGUACAUUAAAGUAGAGAAGAUUCCUGGUGGUCAGUUGGAGGACUCAAAAGUCCUAAGGGGUGUCAUGAUUAACAAGGAUGUUGUUGCGCCUGGUAAGAUGAGGAGAAAAAUACUAAACCCGAGAAUCAUGCUCCUAGAUUGUCCUCUUGAGUACAAGAAAGGUGAGAACCAAACCAAUGCCGAAUUGCUGCGGGAAGAAGAUUGGAGCGUUUUGCUGAAAAUGGAAGAGGAAUACAUUGAGAACCUAUGCAUGCAGAUACUAAAAUUCAAACCAGAUUUGGUAAUAACUGAGAAGGGUCUUAGUGAUCUAGCUUGCCAUUAUCUUAGCAAGGCCGGUGUGAGUGCAAUCAGAAGGCUAAGAAAGACUGACAACAACAGAAUUGCAAAGGCCUGCGGGGCGGUGAUUGUUAACAGGCCUGAUGAGUUGCAGGAAUCUGAUAUUGGUACUGGUGCCGGGCUGUUUGAGGUGAGAAAAAUUGGUGACGAGUUCUUUGCAUUCAUUGUUGACUGCAAGGACCCAAAAGCAUGCUCGGUCCUUUUGAGGGGUGCCAGCAAGGACCUGCUGAAUGAAGUUGAGAGAAAUCUGCAGGAUGCAAUGUCUGUGGCACGAAACAUUAUUAAAAACCCCAAACUUGUUCCUGGUGGAGGUGCUACGGAGCUGACUGUAUCAGCUAUGUUAAAGCAAAAGAGUUCUUCUAUCGAAGGCGUAGAAAAGUGGCCUUAUGAAGCUGCUGCAAUUGCAUUCGAGGCUAUACCAAGAACUUUGGCUCAGAACUGUGGGGUCGAUGUAAUUCGGAAAAUGACUGCCUUACAAGGACAGCAUGCAAAUGGUGAGAACGCAUGGAUUGGCAUAGAUGGGAAUACUGGUGAAAUUACGGAUAUGAAAGAACGCAAGAUUUGGGAUUCGUACACUGUGAAGGCACAAGCUUUUAAAACCGCCAUUGAAGCUGCUUGCAUGCUUUUGAGAAUUGAUGAUAUAGUAAGUGGAAUCAAGAAGAAGCAGGCUCCUGGUCAGGCUCCAUCAAAGCCUAAAAUCGAGCAAGAAGGUGAUGCAGACAACGAGAAUAUGAUUCCUGAGUAA